This is a messenger RNA of Oncorhynchus keta (chum salmon), 3062 nucleotides long. Its product is annotated as chloride intracellular channel protein 4-like. Lineage: Eukaryota; Metazoa; Chordata; Actinopteri; Salmoniformes; Salmonidae. The record is from RefSeq and is a predicted model, not a curated record. Bases 18 to 2354 code for a protein of 778 amino acids. The transcript has 7 exons.
UCAGAGGAGCGAUUGAGAUGGCGGAAAAGCCAGAAGAUCUCAUUGAGGAUAAGUCUAAAUCUGCAUUAGAGGGAUGCAGCGAGAGAGUAGAACAGCCAGGGCCUGCCACUAAGGAUGAGCCAGUAAAGUUUGGGAAGGAAUACACAGCGAAGGAAAGAAGGAAAGAGAAGAAAGAAGAGGUGGAGCUAGGGGUCAAAGGUCACAAAGCCAGGAUAGAGAAUGGGUUCCCUGGAACAGAGGAGGUGAAACGACAACUGCUGAAUGAGAUGCUGCUAUCUCCCACAAGGCUGAGACAAGGAAAAAUGAAAGAGGAGGUGACAGUAAAAAGAGUUAGGGUGACACCACGCAGAGGGAGCAACGACUGGAUCAAGAAGGAGGCCCCAGAGGAGGUGCAGACCCGCAGAGGGAGCAACGACUGGAACAAGAAGGCGGCCCCAGAGGAGGCACAGACCCGCAGAGGGAGCAACGACUGGAACAAGAAGGCGGCCCCAGAGGAGGUGCAGACCCGCAGAGGGAGCAACGACUGGAACAAGAAGGCGGCCCCAGAGGAGGUACAGACCCGCAGAGGGAGCAACGACUGGAACAAGAAGGCGGCCCCAGAGGAGGCGCAGACCCGCAGAGGGAGCAACGACUGGAACAAGAAGACGGCCCCAGAGGAGGCACAGACCCGCAGAGGGAGCAACGACUGGAACAAGAAGGCGGCCCCAGAGGAGGCACAGACCCGCAGAGGGAGCAACGACUGGAACAAGAAGGCGGCCCCAGAGGAGGCACAGACCCGCAGAGGGAGCAACGACUGGAACAAGAAGGCGGCCCCAGAGGAGGCGCAGACCCGCAGAGGGAGCAACGACUGGAACAAGAAGACGACCCCAGAGGAGGCACAGACCCGCAGAGGGAGCAACGACUGGAACAAGAAGGCGGCCCCAGAGGAGGCGCAGACCCGUAGAGGGAGCAACGACUGGAACAAGAAGGCGGCCCCAGAGGAGGCGCAGACCCGCAGAGGGAGCAACGACUGGAACAAGAAGGCGGCCCCAGAGGAGGCGCAGACCCGCAGAGGGAGCAACGACUGGAACAAGGAGGCGGCCCCAGAGGAGGCGCAGACCCCUGGGUGGAGUGAUGACUGGAUCAAGAAGGCCCCAGAGGAGGCACAGACCCCCGAGAGGAGAGAGGACUGGAUUAAGAAGUUGUCUCCAGAGGAGGCGCAGACCCGCAGAAGGAGCGACGACUGGAUCAAGAAGGAGGCCCCAGAGGAGGCGCAGACCCCUGGGUGGAGGGAGGACUGGAUUAAGAAAUUGUCCCCAGAGGAGGUGCAGACCCCUGAGCGGAAGGAGGACGGGAUUAAGAAGUUGUCCCCAGAGGAAGCUCAGACCUCCGAGAGGAGGGAGGACUGGAUAAAGGAGCUGAAGUCGGUGCUCAAAGAGGAGGUACUUUCCCCGAAGAGGAGAGAGGAGCAGGUGAAGAAAAAGAAGAAGAAGGUGGUGGUCAUGGACGAGGUGCCCACGUUCAUGCACCAGAGGACAGAGGUGAAGAUAGAGGUGAAGAAAGAGAAGGAGGCGCAGGGGGAGGAGAAGACGCCAAAGAAGUCUGUGAGGCUGCAGAGCCCAACUCCUCACGAGGAAGACAGCGACAGUCCGGACCCCCAGGAGUACGAGAUCUCCCUCUAUGUCAAGGCUGGCAGUGAUGGUGAGAGCAUCGGGAACUGUCCAUUCUCCCAGCGCCUCUUCAUGAUCCUGUGGCUGAAGGGAGUUAUCUUCAACGUCACCACAGUCGACCUCAAAAGGAAACCGGCGGACCUGCAGGACCUGGCCCCGGGGACCAACCCUCCAUUCGUCACAUUUAACGGGGAGGUGAAGGUCGACGUCAACAAGAUAGAAGAGUUCCUUGAGGAAAAACUCACGCCACCACGGUACCCCAAGUUGGCGACUAAUCACCCAGAGUCAAACACCGCAGGUAUAGAUGUGUUCUCCAAGUUCUCUGCCUACAUCAAGAACCCCCGCAAAGAUACCAACGACGGCCUGGAGAAGGCCCUGUUGAAGUCUCUGAGGCGGCUGGAUGAAUACCUGAGGACCCCCCUGCCGGAGGAGAUCGAUGCCAACAGCACAGAAGACCCUCAGGAGUCCACACGCUGCUUCCUGGAUGGACCUGACCUCACACUGGCAGACUGCAACCUGCUGCCCAAACUACACAUUAUAAAGGUGGUGGCCAGGAAGUACCGGGGCUUUGAGAUCCCGGUGGAGAUGGCGGGGGUGUGGCGCUAUCUGAACCACGCCUACAAGAGGGAAGAGUUUACUAACACCUGUCCUGUUGAGUGCGAAAUCGAAUUUGCCUACAUAGAUGUGGCCAAACGAAUCAAAUAGCGAGAGGGGAGGAGGCCCAAUCCCAAAUUGGCCCAAUCCCAAAUUGUUUGUGUGUGUGUGUCUUUGUGCACUCACAGGUUGGGUUGCACGGCACUCAUAUGUAGUGUCAUGGCUGCUGUGAUUGUAAGACCACUAGACAGAGAGGUCUACAUCCAUUUCACAUUCAGUCCUUUUGGCCAAAGCCCUCUGCAGUGCACUAUAAUACAGCUGUAUGGUGUCAUUGAAGACACAGACACUGUUAGAAACCCAGAGUACGAACUCUAACAGCGUAUAGUACUAUCUACUAUCUGCCACAUUGUAAAACUGUCCUAAAGCAGCCAUAAGCAUUAAUUAGAGUGUUAUAACCUCUGUGUCUUAGAGGAAUAGCAGAGCACAGGUAGACACACCAUACUUAUAUGAAUAUGCAACACUUUGGCCUUGACCACAGUAUUAACCUAUAUAUAAAUAUUAACAUACAUAUACUUUAUAAAUUCACUUUUCUUUAGUUUCUCCCCCGUCUUAUUUUGGCUAUCUAUGGGUGAAUAAUAAUCAAUAGUAAAAAGCUUUUUUGAUGUCAAGGUCUGACUUUUCUAUUUGUACGUUUUGUAAACGCAAAUCUGCUUUAAUACCAUUUAUAUUGAAUUCUAUUGACCAUAACAGGAUUGUGGGUGGGGCUUUCUGUUGAGAAGCUCACCUGUUUGGGCCUUCCUGAACAUCGGAAGCCAUUUU